This is a messenger RNA of Miscanthus lutarioriparius, 465 nucleotides long. The record is from the annotation of a GenBank genome assembly. Lineage: Eukaryota; Viridiplantae; Streptophyta; Magnoliopsida; Poales; Poaceae.
AUGCCUGGCCGCACGGAGCGACCUGUUGCGGGUCGCUGCGGCGCCUCCACGACCCGCGACGCCUCCACGAAGAAGGGCGCGCCGCCUGCCGGACGAAGUGGCCUCUUCGGCGAAGCCGGUGGCGACGGCGACCUCGCAGAUGGCCGUCAGGCGAAGGCCCGCGCAGCCCCCACGCGGCGGCCCCGUGCAUCCUCGGCGCCCCCGCGGCCGGUUCCUCGCAGACGGCGACUCCAGCAGCCGUGGCCGGCGCCAACACCAGGACCCUUCCACAUCGAGGUUCCCCACGCACGGAUCCGGCCCUCAGGAUCUGGCAGAAACAAUAACAGAUCGAGGCAUUUGGGCUGGAGGGGGGAAGGUGUAGAGAGAGGAGGGAAGGACGAGGAUGGAAGCCUUUUUGAGCCCCUUCCCCUGGCCGCCGCCGCCACCGACGAGGAGGCGUGGUGCCACGGCGGCGAUGGCGGCUAG